This is a messenger RNA of Colletotrichum higginsianum IMI 349063, 2838 nucleotides long. Its product is annotated as WD repeat domain-containing protein. Gene Ontology annotation, cellular component: nucleus. The transcript has 3 exons. Gene Ontology annotation, molecular function: protein binding. The record is from RefSeq and is a predicted model, not a curated record. NCBI's taxonomy places the organism in Eukaryota, Fungi, Ascomycota, Sordariomycetes, Glomerellales, Glomerellaceae. The coding region runs from base 1 to 2838 and encodes 945 amino acids.
AUGAUGCACUUUCUGGGCCACCGGCGCUCGGCCUCGCAGCAGAGCAUCGACCCAGAGACGCAGCAACAGCCGCAGCAGCAGUGGCGGCCUCAUCACAAGCACCGGCUAAGCGCGUCGUCGGCGCUGUACCAGGCGGCACAGGCAUUGGGCUCCAUUGGCGUCCCUACUGCCGCCGCCACUGCCAACGCCGCCACUGCCAACGCCGCCACUGCCAGUGCCAGCCUCCCGGCGGAUGCUGCCACUGCCAAUUCAAACUCUUCCCACCCGCUGCUGCCCAAUCCGGUGCCUUCGUCGUCUGCCGUGUCAUCCCACUCUCAGUCUCAGCAGUCGUCGGCGUCGUCGCAGUACUCGCAGCCCUCGCCAUCCUCUCCCCAGCAGCAGCGGCAGCACCACCGCCAGUCUGGGUACUUCCAGCCCAACCACAACCACAACCACAACCAACCUCCUCUUACUUCUGGCCCCGUUUCUUCUCCUCAAACCUCGUCUCUUCAAUACACCCCAGGAGCCGCGAGUGCGACAAAACCCGCGACUGGGUCAUCGCUUCCCAACGAACCCCCCGUCGCCAACUUCCGCUGGGACGACGAGUACUACAACACCAGGGACAGGGACGACACCGAUAGAGACAGUAACCCGGCCGCUGCCACGACCGACUCCGCUUCCGUCCGCUCCCUCCAGCCUCACCAAGCCCAUUCCUAUUCCCAUUCCCAUUCGCACUCGUACGCCCACACGCAUUCUCACAUCUCCUCCAACAACACCCGCGCUCAUUCUCGAUCUCAGUCGUACUCUCAGCAGCAGCAGCGUGCCUCCAUCCCCGCCGCUCUGCUUCCGGCCCAUGGCCUGCAGCCGCACCGAGACUCAACCUACUCGCUGUCCGCACGCUCCACUGCGACUGAGACAUCAGGGCCGCCGGGCCUUACCCCCUCCAUCGCCUUGUUCCCGGACCACUCGUCUCCAUCCCCAUCGUCCUCUUCCGCUGCCGCUGCCAUGAAUCAACAACAGCAACAGCAGCAGUCGCCGCCACAAUUUCAGUCCGGCACCCCGCGGCGCGCCGGCACCUACAGCUCCCAGCACGAAGAAUUGCACAUGCCAGCGGGCAUGAUGCAGCAUGGUCAGCUGUCGCCCCGCGAAUACUCAUCCUCGUCCACCGCCCCCGCCGCUCCCCAUAUCAAGCUGGACCAGGCAUCGCCAAAUGUCCCCCAGUACCAAAACACAUCGUCGGUGCCCAACGUCUUGCAACCUGGCGGCCCCGGUAACCGCCCGCCAGUCCUUACCGCCAACACGGCGCCUGCCUUGUCCACAAUGCAGCCUCAACAGCCGCAAGACUACCAAACGCCUUCGAAGCCCCCGAGCUUGAGCUUAUCCCACAGCUACUCCCGCUCCUCCCCCGCUGCCGGCUACGAAGGUGCCUCGACCUUUGCGCCCUACACCCCUACCACCCCAAGCGGUUCAGGAUCCCAAUUCAUGUCUCCUCCAGACCAAAAGUAUAAUGCUCCCGGUUCGCAACGAAACAUAUCAAACACGCCCUUAGGCCUGGCCGAUAUCCGUCCCCGCGCCGAUUCGAGCAUGUCUGAUGGCGUGCCGGGGAGCGUCGCCUACGAGCUCGCCAACGCCCAGCCGGGUACCAGCAAUUACCUCGCUCCUUGGGCUCUCUACGCGUUUGACUGGUGCAAGUGGCCCCCACAAGGCCACGGUGCAGGGAAACUCGCCGUCGGCAGCUACCUAGAGGACGGCCACAACUACAUCCAAAUCCUCGAUACCCAGAUGGUGCCGACCCCCAACGAUGUCUACCAACCAGGCACCCCCAAGUUCAACCUCGAAUUUUCAAAGGUCGCAGAAGCCACGCAUUCUUAUCCCGUGACUCGCCUGCUCUGGGAACCACCCUCUUCUCAGAAACAGUCAACCGAUCUUCUUGCGACGUCCGGCGACCACCUUCGCCUAUGGUCUCUCCCCUCCGAGAGCCCCGUAUCGCAGAGCAACUCGAUCACCCGGCAGGGCAGAGAUACCGCUGUCACGAAACUGACGCCUCUCGCGCUACUUUCCAACUCGAAGACACCUGAUCAUACGGCGCCGCUCACUUCGCUGGACUGGAAUACGGUCUCCCCGAGUUUGAUAAUCACGUCUAGUAUCGACACCACUUGCACGAUCUGGGACAUUCCGUCAUUGACAGCCAAGACGCAAUUGAUUGCCCACGAUAAAGAAGUGUACGAUGUGCGCUUUUGCGCCAAUAGCGUCGAUGUAUUUGUGAGCUGUGGACAAGACGGAAGCGUCCGUAUGUUUGAUCUGCGCAGCCUCGAGCAUAGCACCAUCAUCUACGAACCUACCGGCAAGGAUGAUCGAGACGCCAAUGGCGGACGCAUCAGCCCCACGCUCGCGCAACAAACCAUGUCGAACCCUCCCCCCCUGUUGAGACUGGCAACCUCUCCUCAUGAUACCCAUUUGCUGGCUACGUUCGCGCAAGAUUCCAACGUUAUUCGAAUCCUCGACGUAAGGCAUCCUGGGCAGGCGCUUCUUGAGCUGCGCGGUCAUGGAGGCUCUCUCAAUUCCAUUGAGUGGUCGCCCACGAGGCGAGGAGUUCUAGCCUCAGGAGCAGACGACUGCCAGGUGCUGCUUUGGGACGUCUACAACAACAACCACUCGCUCAGCGGCGGCCCUCCUGCCAACGGUGCCGCCCAGCCGGAUAACACGCGAAGCCCAUAUGCCAGCUGGCAGUGCGAUUACGAGGUCGGAAACCUUGCCUGGGUCCCGCACCUCUCGAGCAACGACCAGGGGGAGUGGCUAGGAGUGAGUGCAGGCAGAGGCCUCUGGGGCGUCAAGACGUGUGGGCGGACCGGUGCCUGA